UGAAAAGUCCCACCCCUAGCCAAAACUGUUUAUUGUAUGCCGGUGUUACUCGUUUUUGAGACUUUGAGUGUUUGAGUAAUUGAGUUCGCUUUAUACCUGCUAUGCACUCGUAAUUUGUAAUUACUCGUAUGUAAAGGUAAGUCUGUAGUUAGAUUUUUUUAUUUUUUUAUUUUUUAUUUUAUGACAGGAAGUCUGUAGUUAGAUUAGAAACACAAACAUAUUUGUUUACAUCCUUUCCUCAUCUAGCAUCUCUCUCUGACUCUCCCAUCUUCUAAUUCAAUCAAAAUCACAAAACCCCUAAUUUUUCUUUCCUGAAUUCCCAAUUCUACUACUUCUUCAAUCAAUCUUAUGAUUCCCUCUUUUCUUCUUCCCCAAUUCAAACCCUAAUCACUUUUCCACUCUCUCUCCCCCCCCAAUUCACCAUUCUUGGGAGGAGAGAACCUUUCAACAAUGGUGGAAAUUUCACCCUCUUUACCUCCUCCAUCCUUCGACGACUUCACAUGGUACGGCAACAUCCAGUACCUUCUCAACAUCUCCGCAAUCGGAGCUCUUUCAUGUCUUUGCAUCUUCCUUCUUGUUAAGCUGCGCAGCGAUCACCGCCGUAUUCCCGGCCCUUUCUCUCUCCUGUCGAAGCUCCUCGCUGUUUGGCACGCCACUGCGCGCGAGAUCGCGCUCCAUUGUGGCGCUGAUGCAUCACAAUUUCUCGUUAUUGAAGGCGGUACCUUUGCCACCCUCUCUGCUACUUCUAUUGUUGCUUUGUUUGCGAUUUUGCUCAAUAUCUAUGCAGGGAAUGCGGCGAUGGAUGAUGUUUUCUCGAAAACGACGAUUACCCAUAUCGCGAAAGGUUCGUUUCCUUUGUGGGUUCAUUUUGUUUUCAUGGUUUGUAUUGUGUAUUUGGUGCAUAGAGGUGUUUUUAAGAUUGAGGAAUGGUUGAAGUUCACUAGGUUUAGAGACGGUUAUGGAAAUCCUAGUGACCCUAGUGCGAUUUCGAGUGCGAUUUUUACUAUUAUGGUGCAGGGUGUGCCUAAGAGCUUGGCUACUGAUAAGACUCCCUUUGAGGAGUAUUUUCAGUUUAAGUAUCCUGGGAAGGUUUAUAGGGUGAUUGUUCCUAUGGAUUUGUCUAAUUUGGAUGAUUUAGUGGAGGAUUUGGUUAGGGUUAGGGACGAUAUUUCAAAGUUAGUGGGAAAGAUGGAUGCUCGUUUCGUGUAUGGUGAGGACGAAGAGGAGGGUGAGUAUAUGGGAUAUUAUGAGGGAGGGGAUGGUGUUUGGGGGAAGGUGAAGGGGCUGUGGGGGGAGGUGUGUGAUAGAUUGGGUUGGACCGAUGAGAAGAGGUUGAGGAGGUUGCAGGAGUUGAGAGCUGAUCUCGAGACUCAGGUGGCUGCGUAUAAGGAAGGCGCAGGACCAGGAGCAGGGGUUGCUUUUGUGGUUUUUAAGGAUGUGUAUACUGCAAACAAGGCUGUUCAGGAUUUUAGGACGGAGAAGCGAAUGAGGAUUGGGAGGUUCUUUUCGUUAACUGAGUUGCAGCUGCAAAGGAGUCAGUGGAGAGUGGAACGAGCGCCUUUGGCAACUGAUAUUUAUUGGCGUCACUUAGGUUCAACAAAAGUAUCUUUGAAAUUACGGAGGGUUAUUGUGAAUACCCUUUUGUUAUUGAUGCUCUUGUUCUUCAGCUCCCCUCUUGCUGUGAUAUCUGCUUUACAGAGGGCAGGAAGGAUUAUCAAUGCAGAAGCCAUGGAUAAUGCUGAAUCAUGGUUAUCUUGGCUGCAAAGCUCAAGUUGGAUCGCAGCAAUAUUCCUUCAGUUCUUGCCUAAUGUGCUUGUGUUUGUGAGCAUGUAUAUAUUAAUCCCAGCAGCUUUGUCCUACCUCUCCAAGUUUGAAAAGCACCUUACAGUUUCAGGGGAACAAAAGGCAGCACUGAUCAAAAUGGUUUGCUUCUUUUUGGUAAACCUAAUAGUUUUAAGGGGUUUGGUUGAGUCUUCUCUUGAGAGCACAAUCCUGAGCAUGGGGCGAUGUUAUUUGGAUGGGGAAGAUUGCAAGCGGAUUGAGCAGUAUAUGAGUGCUUCCUUUUUGGCUAAAUCAUGCCUUUCGUCGCUUGCAUUUCUGAUUACUUGCACUUUCCUGGGUAUAUCUGUUGAUUUACUUACGCCAAUUCCAUGGAUAAAGAGGAAUCUGCAGAAGUUUCGGAAGAAUGACAUGCUUCAACUAGUACCUGAACACACUGAAGACUAUCCGCUAGAAUCCGAUGUAAUUGAUACCCUUCGCAGACCUUUGAUCCCCGAAGAAGAAUUUGAGCCUGCAGUUAGAAAUGGUGGAAGGUUGAAUGUGAUUGAUUUACAGGGACAUGAUCUCUCUGUCUAUCCAGUUAGCGGAGCUUCAUCCAUGCCUAAGCAAAACUUCGAUUUUGCUCUGUAUUAUGCUUUUAACCUCACCAUAUUUGCCCUUACAAUGAUCUACUCCUCAUUUGCUCCUCUUGUGGUUCCAGUUGGUGCUAUUUACUUUGGUUACAGGUACAUGGUCGAUAAGUACAACUUCUUAUUUGUUUACCGAGUUCGGGGUUUUCCUGCUGGUAACGAUGGUAAACUGAUGGAUACAGUAUUAUCAAUCAUGCGUUUCUGUGUGGAUCUUUAUCUGAUCUCUAUGCUCAUCUUCUUUUCAAUCCAUGGGGACUUGAUGAAGCUACAAGCAAUAUUCACUCUGGGCGUUAUGGUGAUGUAUAAACUGUUACCAUCAGUAAGUGAUGGCUUUCAGCCUGCUAUCUUACAAGAUGUCCAAACUGUUGAUCGUGUUUUGGAAGGGCCGAUUGAUUACGAGGUGUUCUCACAACCUAGGUUUGAUUGGGAUACAAUUUAUAGUUGAUACGAGGUUUCAACACUUGCAGAUUGAAUUCCUCUUGUUCAUAAUGUGUAAAUCUGUCACGGGUUUGCAAGUGAGUACACGGUUACUACUUUUUUGGUUCAUGUACAUAAUUCUUAUUGCUUAUUCAGAUAUAUUCUUUUUUA
This is a messenger RNA of Chenopodium quinoa (quinoa), 2996 nucleotides long. RefSeq names its product CSC1-like protein At4g35870. The record is from RefSeq and is a predicted model, not a curated record. Bases 451 to 2853 code for a protein of 800 amino acids. The transcript has a single exon. Gene Ontology annotation, molecular function: calcium-activated cation channel activity. Gene Ontology annotation, cellular component: plasma membrane. Lineage: Eukaryota; Viridiplantae; Streptophyta; Magnoliopsida; Caryophyllales; Amaranthaceae.